AUGAUCCGGGCGUCGACAUACUAUCACAGCCACAAUGACACGGCGUCGUCGAGCUCGCCGUCGUCGGCCGGGCUGGGCAUCACGGGCGGGUACGAGGGCGACAGCCUGGCGCUGAAAGUGAUGAUCGCCUUCUUCCUCGGGCUGUCGAUGUACAACGUGGUGGAACUGCAAAUCCUGAUCUUUGGCACGUUCAGCAAAUUCCGCGGGCUGUACUUCUGGAGCCUGGUGGUGUCCAGCCUGGGCAUUGUGCCGUACUCGCUCGGCUUCAUCUUCAAGUACUUUUCCAUCCUGACCGGCGGCGGCAAGUGGUUCUCGGUGUUUUUGCUGUCCAUCGGAUGGUACCCGAUGGUGACGGGCCAGGCGGUGGUGCUGUGGUCACGCCUGCACCUGAUCGUCACGGGCUCCAAGGGCGACACCAUCCUGCGCUGGACCAAGUGGAUGAUCGUGGUGAACGCGUUGGUGCUGCACAUCCCCACCACCGUGCUCACGUGCGGCUCCAACGGCAACACCGACACGGCGGUCUUUGUGCGCGGGUACAACGUCAUGGAGAAGAUUCAGAUGUGCGGCUUCUUCGUGCAGGAGGUCAUCCUCUCGUCCAUCUACAUCGCCGAGACGGUGCGGAUCCUGCGCACCUCGGUGCAGGACAACACCAAACGCCUCAUGUAUCAGCUGAUGGCCAUCAAUGUCUUGAUCAUCAUCAUGGACCUGGGCCUGCUCGGUCUCGAGUGCGCGUCGCUGUACAUUCUCGAAACCAUCACCAAGCCCGUCUUCUACUCGAUCAAGCUGAAGCUCGAGUUCGCCAUCCUCGGCAAGCUGGUCCAGUUUGUCGGCGGGCCGAGACAGACCUCCCGUCGCCCCGACAGCCGUCGGGAUAGAGACCACGACAAGAACUGGGAGAAGAAACGGUCCUCGGCUGUUCCUCGUGCUGGAAGUGGCACCGCCCCCAGUACUACUGGUCAUAGUUUGGGUCGCGGUCACAGUCGCGGUCACAGUCACGGUCACGGCUAUAACAUCGACAUGGACAUCUCCGACUUUGUCGACUUGUCCAAAGUCAAGACCGACGUGACUCACGCCUCCCAGCCGAAUGCGAAUCGCACCAGCGUCUCGAUCCGACCGGAUGGAAGAGAUCUCAGCCUUGACUUGGAGAUCGCCCGCAUGGAGCACGUCGAUACUCUCCCGUCCGAAGCUAGAGUCCUGAACGGGGACGGGGGUGUGGUGUCGUCGGUGGCGGCGGUGGCGAGACAGCGAAAGCCAGACAUAUCUGGCUCAGACGGGGAUUGCCAGGAUGUGUGA
This is a messenger RNA of Capronia epimyces CBS 606.96, 1293 nucleotides long. RefSeq lists its product as uncharacterized. Lineage: Eukaryota; Fungi; Ascomycota; Eurotiomycetes; Chaetothyriales; Herpotrichiellaceae. The record is from RefSeq and is a predicted model, not a curated record. The transcript has a single exon. The coding region runs from base 1 to 1293 and encodes 430 amino acids.